This is a messenger RNA of Panicum virgatum (switchgrass), 1039 nucleotides long. RefSeq names its product protein LURP-one-related 15-like. Bases 193 to 813 code for a protein of 206 amino acids. Lineage: Eukaryota; Viridiplantae; Streptophyta; Magnoliopsida; Poales; Poaceae. The record is from RefSeq and is a predicted model, not a curated record. The transcript is spliced from 2 exons.
CGUUGGUUUUGACUCUUGAGAAAUCAGACGCGCUGUCAUCCAUUCAGGAUAGCUGACCGUCCGGUCGACGCUGACGUGGCGGCUGAUCGCACCGGUCAAACCGGAGACUUCUAACUCGUUGUUUGCCUGGUCGCCGAUGAUACAUAGGCAGGUAGCACCGCGCGCGUCCCAGAGACGAUCACGGUACUGAAGAUGGAUGCGCCGGCACCAGCCACGGCGGCGGCGGAGGCUCCGGUGCUGGCACCGGCGGUGACGGCGGUGGUGAACGCGCGCUUCUGCGCGCCGGAGGCCACGGCGUUCGCGGUGGCCAAGACGAUCAGCUCCACGGGACGCGACUUCACCGUGACGGACGCCGCCGGCGCCGCGGUGAUGCAGGUGGAGGCCGAGGUGUUCGCGUUCCUGAAGAAAUCCCUCCUCCUCGACGCCUCGCGCCGCCCCGUGCUCGCCAUGCAGGACUCGCCCGUGCUCGGCGGCGCCAGGUGGGAGGUGUUCAGGGGCGACAGCACCAGCCGGAGGAACCCGCUCUUCACCGUGGUGAAGCCGUCGUCGUUCCAGAUCAGGACCAAGAUCUACAUCUUCCUGGCCGGCAACGCCAGCGAGGAGGCGCCUGACUUCGUCAUCCGGGGCAGCUACCACGACGGCGCCUGCACCGUCUCUCCGGGCAACUCGGACGCCGCCAUUGCUCAGAUCACUCGCCGAAACACGGCGCAACUGCUCGGUUUCGGGAGGAACAUAUACACUGCAAGGAUCAACCCAGGCAUAGACCAAGCGUUCGUCAUUGCACUGACCGUGAUUCUGGACGAGAUGCACUAGAGCGUUCAGAAUCCUGUUGUGUUAGUGACCUAUGGCCUAUGGUGAAGUAGGCAGACUCCGUCCUGGUUCACGACUACUACGAUCCUCAGGGAAUGAAGGACGAGCGUUUGCUUUUGUUGUCUACAUAUUGUGUGUAAUAACUGUGCUGUAAGAGUUUCACUUUCAAGUGUUCUGUAGAAAUCCCCGCGUGUCUGAAACUCUGAUUCCCCAUCUAUUUCACAUGAAA